CUGGAGCUUCAAUCUUUAAUCUUUCCAACCUCGAACUUUCAAUCCAUGCAUGCUCUUUGUGUGUUGUGAAGCAAAGCACCGCCACAACACUACCACCACCAUUGCAGUAUCUUAUCUUCUUCAUUAUACCAAGACGACGACAUUCGCUUGCUAGCUGUGAUGUCACAAUGGCGACCGCAGACCCUUUCGAAGUGCGCAUGCGCUUCAGUUCUCAACUGCAACAUAUGAAUGCUAGCACAACGUCAGCCCAGAAAGCCGCGCAGUAUGCUCUCAAGUACAAAGACAUGGAUGAGGAUCUUCAUUCAUGUAUCCUAGAGCAGCUGGAGAAGACCAGCAUGAACACACGCGCCAAUAUCAUGUAUUUCGUCGAACAUCUACUUGAGAUGUCCUCUAAAGAUCGCCAAAACGAAUAUGUUCGUAUGAUGCAGCGUGACCUCAUUCGAGUUGUCGACGCUGUUUGUCCUGAGGAUGGAUCAGGCGCUGCCAAUGUCAAGGUUGUCCGAAAGGUCCUUCAAGGCCUCAUGAACAAGUCCAUCUUACUUGAGCAGCACGUAACAGAGAUCGAAGCCUGUCUCAAAGAACGCGACACCUCCGCCGACACCGGUUUUUCUUCUCCUGCCAACGGUGACAAUGGCCCCAGCUCGCAUAAUGGCAACAGCGUGAACAGCUCCAACCGCCUCGAUAAGCGCCAGAUUGAACAACGCAUCGAAGAAGACCGCGAACGCCACAAGCGUAUGCGCGAGAGCAUGUGGGCUGUCCCACCCUCCAUAGAAGAAGAGGCGGCAAAGCUGUACGAGGAGACUAGCGAGCUAGGUGAGGAUGAUCACAUCCUUGGUAUUGAAGAACGUGAGCAGUUCCUCGAUGAGAUGGACAUGGAUAAAUGCCACCACUCACGAGGUAGAGCUGCUGCUACAAACGGAACCUCGUUGCAUUAGGAUGCGCCACUUCCGUCGCCACCUUCGUCGCCGCCCUCGCUAGUAUACUCGCUGCGAACUCUGAAAUCGCGUACAAAAAUGAGACGAUAUUUAGAACUAAGUCAAGCUCGUGAGCGGGACUUGGCUAUCUCCAGAUGGUUUGACUCAAUGGUAGAGCCAAUGGAGGACCCGAUGAAAGGCCCGGUGGAAAAGCCAUCCGAAGAGUCAAUGGAAGAGGAAGGAUAAGAUCAGGAAAGAGAACAUGGCCUGUGAUGCAUUGCGCGGCGUUUUAGGGUUAGGAAAAUCAAGAUAGGUAAUGAAUCUGGUUUCUGCUUUCUAUGAGAGGCUGGCGUUAAUAUUGGAGAGGCUGUUUUACUUUGCCGCUAUAAUGGCAUUUAGGGGUAAAUUUUUGCAGACUCUCAUGGCUAGGUACUUUAAUACCCUGCAUCUGUACCGUACCCUGUGUAGGUAGUCAGAUAGACUAUCUUAAUGAUACCCUGAAUUACAACAGUAUAACAUCAUUUAGUAAGACUCGUAUGCUGUGACAACUCUUUGUUCUUGUUCUCGUUUCCAGA
Molecule: messenger RNA, 1489 nt
Organism: Hypoxylon fragiforme
Lineage: Eukaryota; Fungi; Ascomycota; Sordariomycetes; Xylariales; Hypoxylaceae
Product: CTD kinase subunit gamma CTK3-domain-containing protein
Exons: 3
Coding region: 168-935 (255 amino acids)
Biological process (GO): positive regulation of DNA-templated transcription, elongation; positive regulation of transcription by RNA polymerase I
Cellular component (GO): CTDK-1 complex
Source: RefSeq, a predicted model, not a curated record